Coregonus sp. 'balchen' is the source of this 4174-nucleotide messenger RNA. Lineage: Eukaryota; Metazoa; Chordata; Actinopteri; Salmoniformes; Salmonidae. The record is from the annotation of a GenBank genome assembly.
CGUGCAUGACUGCCUCUGCCAUAAGCUCUUAAUUAUUUACCAACUUCAUCUAUCCCUUUUAUUUUGAAAAUGCCUCUGAAAUUCGAACUUGGUCCUGGCAGGAUGAUUGGGGGUUCUAACCCCUGUUUUAUUAUUGCAGAAAUUGGACAGAACCACCAGGGAGAUAUUGAAAUCGCCAAGAAAAUGAUCAAGAUGGCCAAGGUACUGGAAGUUAAAUGAAGAGACAUUGUAAGACUUAAAGGGCUGGUUUCCUGGACACAGAUUAACCCUAGUUCUGGACAAAAGCAUGCUGAAUGCAGAAUUGAGUCUUCAAUUAAAGUGUUUUUUUGUCCAGGACUAGGCUUAAUCUGUGUCAGCGAAACUGCCCUUUUGUGUGGCUUAAGCUUUAGUUUACUAUAAAUCUUCCUUUAAUAACCUCAAAUCAAAAGGUAGUGUAGAAAUGGCAGGACUGAUGGGAAUGGUAUUUUCUGCUGUGAUCCUGAUACUGUACUGCUGCUGUGCAUGGAUUUGCAUAAAUGGAAGUAGGGUGUGUGUGUGUGUGUGUGUGCAUGUGUGUGUGUUUGAUGCUAUUACACAUGUUGGCAUCAAUUUAAAGGACUGCGGGGCAGACUGCGCCAAAUUUCAGAAGAGUGAGCUUGAGUAUAAGUUCAACAAGCGUGCUCUGGAGCGUCCGUACAACUCCAAACAUUCCUGGGGAAAGACAUACGGUGACCACAAGCGUCAUCUGGAGUUCAGUCAUGAACAAUAUAGAGAGCUCCAGAAAUAUGCAAAGGAGGUUGGAAUCUUCUUCACCGCUUCUGGAAUGGAUGAGGUAAAAUAUUAUUCCAUGAUAAAUGUCUAUUGAAUUAGUCUGCUGUGACUGUGUAGAUAUUCCGGAUUUCAAGCAAAACAUGCAUGACUAUCUCAACUGCUUUGCAACGCUUGUUAGAUGGCUGUGGAGUUCCUGGAUGAGCUUGAAGUGCCCUUCUUCAAAGUUGCCUCAUGCGAUGCCAACAAUUUCCCCUAUCUGGAACUGACUGCAAAAAAAGGUCAUUGAUUCAAGUUAACACUGUGUUACAGUGGGGGAAAAAAGUAUUUAGUCAGCCACCAAUUGUGCAAGUUCUCCCACUUAAAAAGAUGAGAGAGGCCUGUAAUUUUCAUCAUAGGUACACGUCAACUAUGACAGACAAAAUGAGAAAAAAAUUCCAGAAAAUCACAUUGUAGGAUUUUUAAUGAAUUUAUUUGCAAAUUAUGGUGGAAAAUAAGUAUUUGGUCAAUAACAAAAGUUUCUCAAUACUUUGUUAUAUACCCUUUGUUGGCAAUGACACAGGUCAAACGUUUUCUGUAAGUCUUCACAAGGUUUUCACACACUGUUGCUGGUAUUUUGGCCCAUUCCUCCAUGCAGAUCUCCUCUAGAGCAGUGAUGUUUUGGGUCUGUCGCUGGGCAACACAGACUUUCAACUCCCUCCAAAGAUUUUCUAUGGGGUUGAGAUCUGGAGACUGGCUAGGCCACUCCAGGACCGUGAAAUGCUUCUUACGAAGCCACUCCUUCGUUGCCCGGGCGGUGUGUUUGGGAUCAUUGUCAUGCUGAAAGACCCAGCCACGUUUCAUCUUCAAUGCCCUUGCUGAUGGAAGGAGGGUUUCACUCAAAAUCUCACGAUACAUGGCCCCAUUCAUUCUUUCCUUUACACGGAUCAGUCGUCCUGGUCCCUUUGCAGAAAAACAGCCCCAAAGCAUAUGAUGUUUCCAACCCCAUGCUUCACAGUAGGUAUGGUGUUCUUUGGAUGCAACUCAGCAUUCUUUGUCCUCCAAACAUGACGAGUUGAGUUUUUACCAAAAAGUUAUAUUUUGGUUUCAUCUGACCAUAUGACAUUCUCCCAAUCCUCUUCUGGAUCAUCCAAAUGCACUUCAGACGGGCCUGGACAUGUACUGGCUUAAGCAGGGGGACACGUCUCGCACUGCAGGAUUUGAGUCCCUGGCGGCGUAGUGUGUUACUGAUGGUUGGCUUUGUUACUUUGGUCCCAGCUCUCUGCAGGUCAUUCACUAGGUCCCCCCGUGUGGUUCUGGGAUUUUUGCUCACCGUUCUUGUGAUCAUUUUGACCCCAUGGGGUGAGAUCUUGCGUGGAGCCCCCAGAUCGAGGGAGAUUAUCAGUGGUCUUGUAUGUCUUCCAUUUCCUAAUAAUUGCUCCCACAGUUGAUUUCUUCAAACCAAGCUGCUUACCUAUUGCAGAUUCAGUCUUCCCAGCCUGGUGCAGGUCUACAAUUUUUGUUUUUGGUGUCCUUUGACAGCUCUUUGGUCUUGGCCAUUGUGAAGUUUGGAGUGUGACUGUUUGAGGUUGUGGACAGGUGUAUUUUAUACUGAUAACAAGUUCAAACAGGUGCCAUUAAUACAGGUAACGAGUGGAGGACAGAGGAGCCUCUUAAAGAAGAAGUUACAGGUCUGUGAGAGCCAGAAAUCUUGCUUGUUUGUAGGUGACCAAAUACUUAUUUUCCACCAUAAUUUGCAAAUAAAUUCAUUAAAAAUCCUACAAUGGGAUUUUCUGGAUUUUUUUUCCUCAAUUUGUCUGUCAUAGUUGACGUGUACCUAUGAUGAAAAUUACAGGCCUCUCUCAUCUUUUUAAGUGGGAGAACUUGCACAAUUGGUGGCUGACUAAAUACUUUUUUUCCCCACUGUAUAUAUGUACUACAUCUUUGCCACCUGUUACUGUGGUAAAAGUGAAAUGUUAGCAAUUAUAAUAUACUCUGAAUGUGCAGUCAAAAUGUGUAAUAUGCGGCAUAUCAGUAAAGUCAGUUACUGGAGAAAUUACAACUUUGUUUUACCUCAGGACGGCCUAUGGUGAUAUCCAGUGGGAUGCAGUCGAUGGCGACAAUGAGACGGGUCUAUCAGACGGUCAAGGAGCACAAUCAGAACUUCACCAUCCUACAGUGCACCAGUGCCUACCCAUUGGACCCUGAGGAUGUCAACUUAUGUGUCAUAGCAGUAAGACUUCCCCAUUGGUUUAUUACAAGGAAGGAGUUGUCAGGCAGGAUCAGUAAGUUAUCUGUUGUCACCCCAGAGGAAUAUCAUAAGGUUGAGUCAAGUGCACAGCAAUGGAAGAGAGAGAGAGCGAGAGAGACAACAGGAAUUUAAAAUAUUUUUGUUCAGGCCACCACUGAAGGAAAUUAAUUGACCCAUGGCAUUUCCCUCUCCCUUUUCCUGACAUAGGAAUACCAGAAGGAAUUCCCUGAUAUUCCCAUAGGAUAUUCCGGUCAUGAAAGGGGAAUCAGCAUUACUGUGGCAGCAGUGGCGAUGGGGGCAAAGGUCGUGGAGCGUCACGUGACCCUGGACAAGAGCUGGAAGGGCAACGACCACGAAGCGUCGCUGGAGCCUUCUGAGCUGACAGAGCUGGUCAGAGCCAUCCGCCUUGUGGAGCGGGCCCAAGGCACGGGCAUCAAACAGAUGCUACCCUGUGAGAAAGCCUGCCACGACAAGGUGAGUUGGCCAUGGGAGGUUUAUGACAAACAUAAUGGGCCUACCUUUUACAUUUAAAUUAAUAUGACAUCAUUUUUGGAGACUGUUAUUAUUAUUACAAAUGGCAAAGGGAAAAAUAUUUAUUUAGUAUAUAUUGACAUAUGUAUACAUAUAAACAAAAUAUACAACAUAUGUCAAUAAUAGACUAAAUAAAUAUUUUCCCAUUGACAUUCGUUAUAAUAACUGUCUCCAAAAAUCAUAAUAAUGUCAUAUUCAUUUUCAUUUAAAAGGUAGGCCCAUUAUGUUUGUCAUAAACCUCUAGUCCCUUAAAUCAAGUAUUCUCUUUAGCCCUUUUCAGCUUGUACUUUAUAGCCAACAACAGCACAUAGGAGGAAAUCUCUACAUUAUUUUCUCUUCCAGCUGGGGAAGUCAGUUGUGGCCAAAGUGGCGAUCCCUAAAGGCACGGUGCUGAGUCUGGAUAUGCUGGGGGUGAAGGUGGGCGAGCCGAAGGGCGCUCUCCUGAAGACAUGGGUCAGCUGGUGGGCAGGCCGUCACAGAGGACGGGGAGGAGGAGGGCACACUAAAAUAGGGUGGAGGCACAAAAAAAGGGCUGAGUCGCCCGGGGGGGGCCCUUUUGCAAAAAACUGGAAAAGGAUUAAGCCGGGGAUACUUGGUGACCCUGGCUCAAUUGAUCCUAAUCCUUUUGCACUAAAGUGGUGGGGCAGGAGGAUUGUUAGGGUAUAA